AUGCGUUCUUAUUCUUUUCUAAGCCUUGUUGGCCUCGGUGCCCUUGCCCAAACCGCGGCAGCCAAACCAGUUGGAUCGUGCAACGACAUAACUCCGCCAGUCAUAACAGGUGCCAUUAUCCGAUCCGUCAAAAGUCGAGUCUAUCGCGAUUACUCAGUGCCUGCACUUCCUCCAACAUUACUUCAAAACGUCACGGACCUAAACAUCUGCGAAGUAAAUGUCACUCUAUCUCAUUGGAACGAAAACGAUACUGUUCUCGUGCAAACGUGGUUGCCUCUCAAUAACUGGAACUCCCGUUAUCUAGCUGUCGGCGGUGGUGCCUGGGCAGCUGGACUCGGUCAAUUUGAUCUUGCUUUCCCUGCAUCUCAAGGCUAUGCUGUCUCUUCCACCAACGCUGGUCUCAGUGGGAAUCCAAUCGAUCCGUCAGGUUGGGCCUUGAAGCCUGAUGGCACUGUCAACUAUGGUCUUCUCCAGAACUUUGCUUCGAGAUCGGUCCACGAUAUGGCAGUCGUUGGUAAAGCAGUUGUUGCGUCUUUCUACGAGGCCCCAGUCGCGAAGGCAUACUUCAAUGGUUGCUCUACCGGGGGCCGUCAAGGUUUGGCGGCAGCACAGCAGUAUCCCAGUGAUUUCGAUGGGAUUCUUGCUGGAGCUGCCGCCAUUUACUGGUCAGAAUAUGUCAUCGCUGAGCUUUGGCCCCAAGUCGUGAUGAAAGACGCCAAGUAUUAUCCAUCGACCUGUGAGCUGGAUGCAUUUAUAUCAGCAGCCGUGGAGUCGUGCGAUGGAAAGGACGGCGUCGCAGAUGGUGUGAUUACAGAUCCAUUCAGGUGCGAGUACGACCCUUUCACCCUUGUCGGCCAGAAGAUUGAGUGCGGGAAUGAGAGCAGAGUGAUCGGCCAACUGGCUGCCGCAAUAGUUAGCAAGAUAUGGAGAGGACCAACUGGCUCAAGAGGCAACGCUCUGUGGUACGGAAUACCCAAGGGUGCGUCGCUUGCUGUAUUGACUGCCACCAAGGCCGUGAACGGCACAAUUACUGGUGCGCCGUUCUUUGUUGCUGAUACAUGGGUGCACAACUUCGUCAAGGCAGACACAGGCUUUUACACGUCACAACUCAAUAUCGCUGGGUUCGAAAAGCUGUUUUCAGAGUCCCGAGACAAGUUUGGUCACAUCAUGGAUUCAUCAGACCCUAAUCUCCACCCAUUCAAGAAGGCGGGCGGAAAGAUGGUUAUCUGGCAUGGUCUGAGUGAUCAGUUGAUCUAUCCUCAGGAUAGCAUCCGAUACUUCAAAGAGGCGCAGAAGACUAUUAAGUCAAAGGGAAAAGGUGAGGAUCUGGGUAGCUUUCUUCGCCUGUUUCUGGCUCCCGGAGUUGAUCAUUGUGGUUUUGGCCAAAGCGCUGGUGCUGUACCAACAGAUCCAUUUAGGGCAUUGCUGGCUUGGGUGGAAAACAGAAAGGCUCCCCAUACACUGGAUGAACACACGAAACCAGACACAUUGACCCAGUUCUCACGAAAGAUAUGUCGUUAUCCCGAAGUGGCAAAAUACAAGGGUAGGGGAGAUGCGAAUGACUCCAAGAACUACUUUUGUGGCAUGCCAUAA
Fusarium subglutinans is the source of this 1593-nucleotide messenger RNA. Its product is annotated as feruloyl esterase B precursor. The record is from RefSeq and is a predicted model, not a curated record. Bases 1 to 1593 code for a protein of 530 amino acids. NCBI's taxonomy places the organism in Eukaryota, Fungi, Ascomycota, Sordariomycetes, Hypocreales, Nectriaceae. The transcript has a single exon.